Molecule: messenger RNA, 2697 nt
Organism: Paracoccidioides brasiliensis Pb18
Exons: 2
Coding region: 1-2697 (898 amino acids)
Source: RefSeq, a predicted model, not a curated record
AUGGAGGCUAAUGAUCCGGUCGCAACUGCGACAACAAACGGACUACCUAUUCUUCCGCAAUUAAACUCGGAUUCACUUUCUUCCCCAACCCCAGGAAAGCGAAAACGCGUCUCCAGUCCCGGCGACGAACCCCCCAAUUGCGUUGACACCCCUAAUCUAUCCAGCAUUUCAAAAAAAGAGCCUCUCCACCAAACCUUGAAGGAUCUCCUUCAGGUUCUAGAAAAAUAUGAUUCAGAUCUUGGUAUUCUGAAAUUUCCCCUUCCUCCAAACUCCCCCGUCGAACCUGAUAGUAAACGCGCGAAGUUAUCAGAUGCCACAGCCGACUCGCAAACAAUAGAGUCCAAAAUCAUUGCGGCGCAAUACAAGACUAUCCAGGAGGUAGUCGAUGACGUUGAGGCUGCCUCCGUUCGAAUUGUGCAACGACGGCAUGAGUCUGAAGCUACUGCAAAUAGGCUGGAAAAUUUUCGUUCGUCGACCGAGUUAGUCAACCUUUCGCGCAUAUUUAAAAAACAUUUGGACAAUUUCAUUCUUCGCAACCCUUUCCAAGGAACCUCCAUUGUAAAGUGUGAGUCUCCAGAGCUUCAGAAGAAUGCAUCCCAGAACAAGGAGAAUAGCAAAAAGACACACGAUCGGGAGGACAAAAUGGUUCUGGCCCUCUUUGGGAAUCCGCCCCGUGGAAGGCAUUUGUUUUCUAGUCUGCAACAUCCAAUCAACGCAGAACCCGACUCUCACAAUCCAGCUAAACCAACCGCUGUGGGCAUACAAGCCACAAUCAAUGAAGCAGCACUGCCAAACGGCAUUACUACAUCCAAAGUCAUUCCAUUCAAUAUUAAAAACUUGGAUUCGGAUAAGGGGAAGUCGAGGACUAUAGCGGAUGUAUUUUCACCUCGUGACAACCUUCCACAGCUACAGCCUCCCCGCAAAUCGCGUUCUUCAAAAAAUUCAAACGUUACAUGGCUUGACCCAUACGACUUGACCGUAGCUGCAAAAUAUCCUUCAGUUGAAAAAAAGGGGUAUCCCUACUUGCCUUUUCCCUCUGGGUAUUGGUUACACUAUGGCUAUGAACCCUCGGUUCGAUCGGAAAACCGAACUCAAAAGACUGACGCAAACUUCGGCAAAAAGCUGCAAAAGCCUUUUCAGAACUCUCUUAAUGAUGGCGACUCAUUAUUCCGCAGUGCUUAUGCGUCAUUUGCUCCCUCGUUUGAUAGCUCUGGAGCAUCCAUUCCUGUGGACGCGAAGGAGCAAAUAUGGUGGGACCAGUUUGGGGCGAAGAAUUUCCAUGCGUUAUUGUUGAGUGGAAGCGAUAUAGAAACCCAACAAAGCGACGAUAAGAUUUCAAAUCUACCGAUCCAACCACUGGAUGAAAACAGUCUAGAGGAAGCUGUGAAGUCGUAUGAGCCAGAAGUCGAUAAAGAAUUGGUCAAUCAAGAGGAACAGUCUGAUGGACAAAAUGAGGAGAAGGACAUGGAGGAGGUUCUCGAAAACAUAUCUGAUCUUUUACGUACGCUAAAUUCUUAUCGUCGAAUUCGAAUCCUCGGGCAACCACUUCCCAUAUCGUCAGAGAAAAUGAACAACGAGGCUUCAGCGUCUGUAGAUCCCUCCUUGCCCUCUGGUGUGGAAGUUAGCGUGUAUGAGACGCUCAAAUCAAGUUUGUCCUCGAUGAUCGCCACGUUACCUCCAUAUGCUGUUUCAAAGUUAGACGGGGAUCAAUUAGCGGAACUAAAUGCCAGCAAAAUGAUAUUGUUGGAAAAUGCUGAUUAUCCCGGAACAAUGGACGAGGAUGAGUAUACCUUUCAGCAGAAACAGAUAUCCAGAGCUUCCCAGGUGCCAAAUGCGGUCCGUACACCUACACCGAACGUGAACACACCGCGAACAUCACCAUAUCAGACACCGCCCACGGCGACUAAUGUUCCAUUGCAACGAUAUCCAUCCAAUUCUCGCGCAAAAGCAGUCCCAAUGAAUCACCCUCCUCACCAAGCUUAUGGGACGAGCCAGCGGUCUUCAUCUAUCCCCUAUCUUCCUAAUAAUUCUCCCCAGCCGUACAAUCCGUCCAGGCAACCACCACCCCAACGAGCUGGGUAUGCACAGCCUCAAUUUUCUCAACCCGUCACUCCGCAAUACAACCAAGGUGGGAUCCUUCAGCAGUUCCAAAGACCAACCCAGAACGGUACAGGACCUUAUCCUUCGCAACGAAUAGCUUCCCCAGCGCAGGGAUCGCCUCAGCCUUUUCCCAAUCGCUCAAACCACCAAACCCCUUAUCAACAACGACCGCAAGAUAACCCAUACGGCUCACCCAUUGCUGGCCCACACAAUUCUCCUCCUCAGAGACAUCCAAACUUUGGUGCAUCCCCACAGCGUCACCCGUACGUGAAUUCUACUCCUGACAAUCCCCAACCACGAUACUUCCAGCAACAAACCCCACAACCGCUGCCCUUCCCAAACUUUCCUUCUUCACAAGCCAGCCCAGCACCAGCAGGAUACGCCAACAGCGCAGCUGCAAUGACAUAUGCGCGAAGCGCUGCGGAGCAAGCGGCCCUUAUGGAUCGCAAUAAGGCACAGUUGGCCGAGCAUCAACCUCAAAAAUCCAACACCCCACAGCCAUCCUCUGUUCGGCAAUUCAGCGGCCAAGGGAACCUACCACCCAGUAAUCGGCAGAAUGGUGCUCCAGUGGGAUCUACAACAGGUGCAACUCAGUGA